GCAACUGUAAGCAUCCUUUAAGAAAACUUCAUUUACUGGUAUUUUCAGCUGCUGGCUGAUUGUGCUGGAGGCGGUUGACUGAAAUAGUGAUGUGCUGACUCCAAAAGAAGGCAAAACACCUACAGGAGACACAGAAAUAAACAGCGAGGAUGUCCAUGAUCAGUGCCCUGCCAUUCCUCAAACCGAUUCACUUCAGACCUCCGCGGAGCUUUCCUGGGCGCCAACGUCGACACACUCUUCCUGCCAGUGAGUUUCGGUGCCUCACACCUGAAGAUGCUGUUAGCGUGUUUGAAAUAGAGAGAGAAGCAUUUAUUUCAGUAUCAGGAGACUGCCCCCUCCACCUGGAUGAGAUUCGUCACUUUCUGAACCAGUGUCCGGAGCUGUCACUUGGUUGGUUUGAAGAAGGGCGACUAGUGGCUUUCAUUAUUGGUUCUCUCUGGGAUCAGGAAAGACUCAGCCAGGAUGCUCUAACUCUGCACAAGCCCCAUGGCUCCACAGUCCACAUCCAUGUUUUGGCAGUGCAUCGCACUUUCCGCCAACAAGGCAAAGGCUCUAUUUUGAUGUGGCGCUACCUACAGUACCUGUGCUGCCUGCCAUAUGUUCGGCGAGCUACACUGAUGUGUGAAGACUUCCUUAUCCCUUUCUAUUCUAAAUGUGGUUUCAAAGUGCGAGGCCCUUGUGUGGUCGCCGUAGGCUCACUGAACUUUAUUGAAAUGCAAUAUGCUAUUCAUGGGCACUCAUUCAUGCGCAGGAAUAGUGGCUGCUGAGGUCAUGUCUCAUUUUUCCCUACUUUUCAGCUUGUGGUAUUGGUGACAAGCUCCUUUCCAGUGACAUCCAAGUCUUCGACUGGAACCCACUGAGGUAUAAGGGGGAAUCCUGUUGUUGGGUCACUGAAUUGACUCUCCUAGGUACAACAUGGUACAAGGGCCUUCCGCAUCAUUGGCUGGUCAGGCAGGCUGGCUCAUACAAAAUAAAAGUUGCUGAGUCACUUCAUAAGAAGUGAUUGAUAUGUCAGUAACACAUGAUAUAGUCAACUUCUACCAUCACUGCUGUCAUUUCUACAACAAAGCAGAAAUCUAAGCCCUAGCCUUUUUGUCUUGUCUACUCCACUAUCUUUAAACAUAGUGAUUAAAGCUCAGACCAUCUUUCUUCUGUUUAGUGUAGUGAUUAGGAGCGCGGACUCUAAUCUGGGAGAAC
Molecule: messenger RNA, 1197 nt
Organism: Gekko japonicus
Lineage: Eukaryota; Metazoa; Chordata; Lepidosauria; Squamata; Gekkonidae
Gene: AANAT
Product: aralkylamine N-acetyltransferase
Exons: 4
Coding region: 150-767 (205 amino acids)
Biological process (GO): melatonin biosynthetic process; response to light stimulus; circadian rhythm
Cellular component (GO): cytoplasm
Molecular function (GO): aralkylamine N-acetyltransferase activity
Source: RefSeq, a predicted model, not a curated record